UAAUACAUCAUAGAUUUAAGAAAGAGAAUAAAAAAACAUGACAAGUGUAUGUCUUUGUUUUCUCUUUACGUUUGUGUUUGGCUGCUUUCUAACUCCAUUUCAUCACCGAUAAACACUCUCCAACUUUAUCUUCUUUCCUCAAUCCUCUCCCUCUCCCUUUCACAAUCCAAUCUCUCCCUCUCUUUCUCUCCUUCACUUUCUCCCUCACACACGAUACGUAUCAAUCAUAAAUUACCGCAAACCCAUUUCUCAAAUCACGCUUAUAGAUCCAAAUUUCCUAUCUUUAUCAUCAUUUAUCAUCAUUCCCUCUUAAAUUCUCAAUUGUGUUAUCUUCCAAUUUUGCUUUGUUAAUCUUAAAGAUACGUUUUUUAUAAUCUCUUUGAGUUUUUUGAUUGAAAUUCUCACUACCCAUGUCUCGAUUCAUCUCAAGAUGCAAAAAAAUGAAGGAAAUUGCAUCUUUUCGUGGGACCCAUAUGGUUGUUGAAUCAAGUAACCGUCGAACCGGAUUUGGUUUUUUAAACCGGGUUCAGCCAAUUUCAACUCAUUUGAAUCAUAUCAUAGUUGCUGGAGGUGGAACUUUACAUCGCCGCCGGGAGGCGGUUGUUGGAUGCCAGGAAAGGUAUAAAUGGGACCGUGGUGGGUCAGAUGAUAAUAUCCAUAACCCGACCCGGAAAAUUCGGGCUGAGGCUAAUUGUCCACGUUGUUCUAAAGAUAUGAACUUGUUUUUCUCCAAUAGUCAUAUUCCAAGCACUAGUGAUUCUGAUGGUGGUGGUGGUGAUGGUGGGCGAGGUUUGAAUUCGGGUCAUAAUGGUGUUGGUGGUGGAGGAGAGAGUGGUUAUCAAGCAGUCAAUCUAUGUCCAAAUUGUAAAACAGCAUAUUAUUUUAGACCUUACAACACAUCACCAUUACAAGGUACAUUUGUGGAAAUUAGUAGAUUAAGUAAUAAUAAUAAUGGUACUAGUAAAUCUCAAUUAUCUAGAAGGGUAAAAAAUGGUGGUGGAAAAGAUAAUGGUAGUGCUAGUAAUAGUAUUAAGACUGGUCAUGGAAGUGAGGAAUUUGGUCUUAAAGGUAGUGCUAGUAAUUGGCUUGAAGUUUCAUUGUGGGAAACUGUGAGAUCUUACAAUGGUGGUGGAAAUGGUGGUGGUAAUAAUGGGGAGCCACCGGAGACAUGGCCACCACCGGUACGUGGUGGUGGUAAUGGGAAUGGUUUGGCUGUGCAUACUCCUCCAGGUCCUCCUUUUGCACCUGGGAUUAAUGUUAUUCGGGCUAUGGGACCGAGAGAAGGUGGUGGCAAUGGUGAGAAGAACACUUGGGGAGGGUCUAAUUUAGGGAAGGAUUUGCCCUCACCAAAGGAGAUCUGUAAGGGUCUUGACAAGUUUGUUAUUGGCCAAGGUAGAGCCAAGAAGGUGCUUUCUGUAGCUGUUUAUAACCACUACAAAAGAAUAUACCAUGCCUCUUUACCGAAAGGGUCGGGUAAAGAAUCAGGAAUUUCAGACAUAUUUGAUGAUGACGAAAAUGUCGAGCUUGAAAAGAGUAAUGUUCUUUUGAUGGGUCCAACAGGAUCGGGGAAGACAUUACUUGCAAAAACACUAGCUCGUUUUGUGAAUGUUCCAUUUGUCAUUGCUGAUGCAACAACCUUAACACAGGCUGGUUAUGUUGGAGAAGAUGUUGAAUCUAUACUACAUAAACUACUUGCGGCGGCAGAUUACAACGUUGCAGCAGCUCAACAAGGAAUAAUUUAUAUCGAUGAAGUUGACAAGAUAACUAAGAAGGUAUUUUGUUUAACUUUUUUAAUCGGAUUAGUUUACAAUUUUUCAGCCACUAUAGAUUUUAAAUGUUAUGAUAUAUUUUUACAGGCUGAGAGCUUAAAUAUUAGCCGGGAUGUUUCUGGUGAGGGUGUACAGCAGGCAUUAUUAAAAAUGCUGGAAGGAACUAUAGUAAAUGUUCCGGAGAAAGGAGCCAGGAAACAUCCACGGGGCGAUAACGUUCAGAUGGACACAAAGAAUAUUCUUUUUAUAUGUGGUGGAGCAUUUAUUGAUCUUGAAAAAACUAUUUCAGAGAGACGGCAAGAUUCUUCUAUUGGUUUUGGAGCACCAGUUCGUGCCAACAUGAGAUCUAGUAGAAUAAUAGAUUCUGCAGUAGCAUCAUCUUUACUUGAAUCGGUGGAAAGUUCUGAUCUUAUUGCAUAUGGCCUCAUACCAGAAUUUAUCGGACGAUUCCCCAUCUUAGUUAGCUUGUCAGCCUUAACCGAAGCGCAACUUAUGCAGGUCCUCACAGAACCAAAACAUGCUCUUGGUAAACAGUACAAGAAAUUAGUUAGCAUGAAUAAUGUAAAGCUACACUUCACAGAGAAAGCUCUGAGACUGAUAGCAAAGAAAGCAAUGGCCAAAAAUACUGGUGCCAGGGGUUUAAGAGCCCUAAUAGAAAACAUUUUAACUGAUGCCAUGUUUGAGAUUCCGGAUAUUAAGACAGGAAGUGACCGCAUUGAUGCCGUCGUUGUUGAUGAAGAAUCAGUAGGAUCACUAACGGCUCCUGGAUGUGGAGGGAAAAUUCUUCGCGGAGAUGGUGCUUUGGAGCAGUACCUAGCUAAGGCAAAGGAUUCAGAGGUGAGUGUUGAAGUAGCUGAAUCAGAGUCACAAGAAAGGGAUUCAGAUAUUUCAUCAAGAGCCAUGAGCAUGUAACAUUAUAGUUACCAUAUUUAGUGUAUAAUUUAUCAUUGUUAUUUGUAAAAAUGACAUUAACAGAAAAUUUGAUGUAAUUAUCCAUUGUAUAACAGAAUAGUUAUUGGUCUAAGUUCUCACUGAAUAGGAAGGAAAUAAGAAAAAGCAAAAGAAAAUAAAAAAGAAAGGUGUAGUGUAGCAUUGCUAAUUUAGGCAGCACAUUAUACAGAUUUUCAAUUGUUUUUGAGGAAUUAUGAAUGUAAUCAUUUUUUUAUUUGAA
This is a messenger RNA of Trifolium pratense (red clover), 2940 nucleotides long. RefSeq names its product CLP protease regulatory subunit CLPX1, mitochondrial. Gene Ontology annotation, cellular component: mitochondrial matrix. Gene Ontology annotation, molecular function: ATP-dependent protein folding chaperone; ATP hydrolysis activity; ATP binding. Gene Ontology annotation, biological process: protein catabolic process; proteolysis; protein folding. NCBI's taxonomy places the organism in Eukaryota, Viridiplantae, Streptophyta, Magnoliopsida, Fabales, Fabaceae. The record is from RefSeq and is a predicted model, not a curated record. The coding region runs from base 411 to 2681 and encodes 756 amino acids. The transcript has 14 exons.